Bombyx mori (domestic silkworm) is the source of this 2602-nucleotide messenger RNA. It is a transcript of the gene SAK, whose product is annotated as serine/threonine-protein kinase PLK4. The coding region runs from base 512 to 2515 and encodes 667 amino acids. Gene Ontology annotation, molecular function: protein serine/threonine kinase activity; ATP binding. Gene Ontology annotation, cellular component: spindle pole; cytoplasm; centrosome. NCBI's taxonomy places the organism in Eukaryota, Metazoa, Arthropoda, Insecta, Lepidoptera, Bombycidae. Gene Ontology annotation, biological process: mitotic spindle organization; protein phosphorylation. The record is from RefSeq and is a predicted model, not a curated record. The transcript is spliced from 3 exons.
UAAAACAAAACUCUUUGGACUGACUCUAAAGCUUUUCAAGAUUUCAAGCGUCUUGUAAUAUUAUUGAACACAAGCUUUUUAUGUUUAUAGUACAUAGGUACGGUACAUAAUUAGUAAAAUAUUGGACCUACACUAUUCAUUGAAAAGAAAAGCACACUGAUACAAAUCAAUGAUAUUUAUUAAUUAUGCCACACGAUUGUGUUCUAAUACUGCAAAGAGUGUUAUGACUUCACUACGAUUAUACAAACAUCUUUUACGUGAGUGUGAAAAAUUACCUCCGAAAGCUUGUUCGCAUUACAAAUUCGCGGUUAAACAGAGUUUUAAACAACAUAAAUUUGAACCAGAUCCUGAGCGAGUAAAAGAAAUAAUUUCGAAAAGCAUUGAGGAUGCCAAAUGGGUAGUAAAUAAAUACAGCAACCAAUAAUGGAUCUUCACAACUCAACAUACAAUAAUAAAGUGCAUUUAAAAUAUAGUUUUAUACAUGAUAUAAGAGUAUUUUAAAUGAAACAAAAUGUUUGGUGAGAAAGUGGAAGAUUAUGAAAUUUUGGAACAUCUAGGCAAAGGUGGAUUUGCACAUGUUUAUAGAGCAAAAUGUCGAAACAGUGGAUUGUUUGUUGCUAUAAAAAUGAUAGACAAAGUGUUGAUGGCAAGUUCUGGAAUGAUCAGUAGAGUGCGACAAGAAGUCACAAUACAUUCUCGACUAAAGCAUCCUGCAAUUUUAGAGCUUUACACCUUUUUUGAAGAUUCACACUAUGUUUAUUUAGUUUUAGAGCUAGCACAUAAUGGUGAACUCGCAAAACACUUUAAACUUGGUACACGUGGGCUUGAUGAAAAAGCAGCUGCAGAUAUAUUCCGGCAAGUUCUUAGUGGUGUAAUAUACCUACACACUCAUAAUAUAAUUCAUAGAGAUUUGUCUUUAAAUAAUUUACUUUUAACUAAAGACUUAAAAGUCAAGAUAGCUGAUUUUGGCCUUGCCACACAACUAAACGGGCCAGAUGAAAAACAUGUAACAAUGUGUGGAACACCUAAUUAUAUUUCUCCAGAAGUUGCUUCCAGAGAGGUACAUGGCCUUCCAGCUGAUGUUUGGGGAUUGGGCUGUAUGUUAUAUACCUUAUUAGUAGGAAGUCCUCCUUUCCACACUCAGCAUAUAAAAACUACCUUAAAUAAAGUAAUUAAUGCUGAUUAUAAAAUACCAUCAGAGCUAUCAAGGGAAGCACAAGAUUUACUCCAAAAACUUCUAUGCAAAGAUCCGAUAAAAAGAAUAAGUUUAAAAGGUAUAAUGGAACAUCCAUUCUUAAAUAUGCUGUCUAAACAAGAUGAAUCAAGAGAUUCUGGAUUUCUUACCACUGUACACAGCACACAGCAUAGUUCGAAACUUAAAUAUGAUAGCAAAUUAAAAUUUGAGUAUCUUGGUAUGCCUCAAUCUAGCAGCUCAACAAUGGAAGAAAAAAGACCAGUAUCAUUCAAUAUUUUUAAUGGAAUGCAAGAUCCUAUACUAUUAACACAUUUUAGUGAAGGUGCCAGUAAUCAGCCACCAAGUAAUAUUGCGAGAAAUCUGUACGGUGAGGUUUUGCAGCACAAGAAGCAACAUACAGUCUUGCCACAUGUAAUUGAAAAUAACAAUGAUAAGGAUAAUGAAUUCAUGCAUUUCAAAAAUUUACAUGUCAAAUGCAAGUCUACUCAAUAUAUGAGUUCCAAAAGCAAUAGUGAUGAAAAUAAAGAAAAUAUUCCCAAAGCUUGCAUUAAUACAAAUUCAUUAAAUGUCCCACCCUUAUGUGCUGACCGAUUACCAACAAUAUCUCAUAGAACUCGAAAUGCCAUAUUGAAAAUAGAACCAUUAGGAGUAACUGUAGAGUUUAUAAAGAAAAAAGGAAAAAAUAGAGAAGAAAAGAUUGUAGAAGUUUGCAAAAUCUCUAAAGAUGGAAUGAAAAUUGUUAUUUUUAAACCUGACACUGAAAAAACCAAAGAUUAUCCUCAUGUGGAGCAUGACCCUAACCCUGAUGAAGUAUUUUCGUAUCAUAAUUUGCCACAAAAGCACUGGAAGAAAUAUCUAUAUGCUGCACGUUUUGUUGAUCUUGUCAAAGCCAAAACUCCUAAAAUAACACUAUAUUCUAAAUUAGCCAAGUGUCAACUGAUGGAAAAUGGAACAGAUUUAGAAGCAUUCUUUUAUACUGGGGAAAAGGUCACAAAUACAGCUUCAGAAGGGUUGAAGAUUAUUGAUAAAAAUUUGAAAACAUAUUGUAAUGCUGUGGGGGUUCAAGAAUUAAAAUCUAUAUUUGAACAUUUUGAAGAAUGUUCAGGUCGUAUGAAGCGUGUACAAGAAACACUAUCAUGCCUAUCUGAUGAAUGUUACCCGUUAAUUAUUGGUAGAAGGCCCACAUAUUCAAUGGAAAACAUUUCAUCCCCACAUCAAGGAAGAAUUAACAGCAAUCUUAUGACACCAGUGAUAAACAUAGAUUCAUUUCACAGAGGUGCAAGUAGUUCUAAUCAUGCUUACAGUGAUUACAACAGAUAAUAGACUAUAGGCUAUUUUGAAGAAUACUGUAUAGUAUUGGCCUGUAAAAUUGUAGUGACUCGAUCUUAUUAUAUGGAUUUAAUUAUA